AUGGCGAUUGCUCAGCCAACAAAGUCGAGAAUGGCUCAUGUCAACAUGAUGACAGACACCAUUAUUGCAAACCUUUCACCCGAUGCGCUGCGUUCCAUCAUGCGGUCUCUCCUUGCCUUGUAUCCCAGUCUCACGGCGACGUUCGAGGGAGUGACGAGGGAUUACCUACAGUCGAACGCACUGCGAUCAGAUGCACUGCUCGAUGAUAAUGGUACACUGAACGAAACCUCUUCCCUUUUGCAGGCGCGCAUCCGCUGCAUGCUGGGAUGCAACCUCUGCUAUCAGAGUCUCCCUCUGCUGGGCUCCAUCGUGGAUCAAACAAAGGACAUCAAUGACGAAGAGAUAUGGGGGCUACUGGCACCUGUUGACGCGGAUAUUGUCCAAGCAGCUACGGCUGUUCAGAAAACCCUAGCGGUGCCGACGGGGUCUCGAGUUCUGUCUAUCGACGAACAUAAGUUAGUCGACAGACUUUACAGCAGCCUCGUGGCUUGCCAGAGGGAGUGCACUAUACAGAGCAGAGAGUUCCCAUUUGAGAGGGGGCUAAUGGCAAUUGCCAGCUUGCUGGGCUGUCCGGUGCCCCCAUCCGGAGGCACCGUUGUGCCGGACUGCAAAUCUCUCGACGGAGGAGUAGUAUGUGCGCCUCCAACCGCGACGGAGACAUUCUGGCUGGGAGACAGGGAAUUGCCGCGUAUUUUCUCUGGGCUGUGGCAGCUAUCAGGCCCGGCAUGGGGGUCAGCCCCCGCAUCCAAGAUUGUGAGCCAGUUUGCGAGACAUGUCGGGAGCGGGUUCACUGCCUUCGACAUGGCUGACCACUAUGGUGACGCUGAAAUCAUCUUCGGCCGUUUCCGGUCAUCGUAUCCGCAUCCAGAUGCCAUUUUUGCCGCUACAAAAUACUGUGUCUUCCACCCCAUGACGGUGUCACGCGAAGCCGUCCGCGCCAAUGUCACAGAAAGAUGCCAACGCCUGCAAACUGACAGGAUUGAUCUUCUUCAGUUCCAUUGGCAGUUUUAUGAUGAUCCACAAUAUAUCGAUGCCACAAGGUUUCUGCAAGAGGACGAGCGAGUUUCUAAGUUGGGCCUCUGCAAUUUCGAUACGGAGCAUUUACAAAGAAUACUUGACAGUGGAGUGAAAGUAUACUCCAACCAGGUCCAGUUCUCUUUGAUGGACUCGCGACCGACUGUUAAGAUGGGAGAAGUCUGCGGAAAACAUAACGUGAAGCUGUUUACCUACGGUACCUUAUGUGGUGGCUUUCUGGCUGAGAGAUGGCUUGGAAAACCAGAGCCUGCUUUAUACGACAGCACAGUAACACCCAGUCAAAGAAAGUAUUACGCCAUGAUUCAGAGCUGGGGCGGCUGGGAGCUAUUUCAAGAAUUACUUCGGGUGCUCAAAUCAAUCGCCAUAAAAAGGAAUGUAUCCAUUUCCAAUGUUGCCACGCGGUGGGUGUUGGAUUUCCCAUAUGUCGGGGCAGUCAUCGUUGGAGCUCGCAUGGGCAUCAGCGAGCAUCUUGACGAAAACCAAGCGAGCUUCGGCUGGUCGCUAGACAAUUCAGACCAAGAUGCCAUUGAAGAUAUCCUAAAGAGGAGUAAGCGGCUGGAAAUGUUUGAGUCGAUGGGUGAUUGUGGUGGAGAGUAUCGGUAGAUUCUGGGAUGGCUCGCUCUUCUGCAUUAUCGAUGUAUAUAUUCAGGGGAAUGCCGUCAAACGAACUUACCCAGGAUAAAAAAUAGUCGCAUUCAUGUCUGG
Molecule: messenger RNA, 1740 nt
Organism: Monascus purpureus
Lineage: Eukaryota; Fungi; Ascomycota; Eurotiomycetes; Eurotiales; Aspergillaceae
Source: the annotation of a GenBank genome assembly